AUGGCAAUUGAGAGGUCCACAAAAGCUCAAAAUUAUCUCAAAAGUUUGACAAGCAAAUAUCCUUCUUCUAAAGCCCUCAAAGAGUGUUCAACCAAUUGUUACGAUUCAUGUGUCGGAGAUUUUAAGAGUGCGUUGAAAGAAUUGGUUGAAGAUCCGUUAAGUGCAAGCUAUGAUGCCUUUGUUGCCGGUGAUGAACCCAGUAGAUGUGACAAGCUCUUGGCCGACGAAAAAAAAGUUAAUGAUCCAUCUAUUUCUGCAUCGAAUGAUGAGAUGAAGUUUCUUAGUCGUAUUGGAAAUUUAGCCAUAACUUAUAUUCAAAAGGGAGAUAUGUGA
Messenger RNA from Trifolium pratense (red clover), 333 nucleotides. RefSeq lists its product as uncharacterized. The coding region runs from base 1 to 333 and encodes 110 amino acids. The transcript has a single exon. The record is from RefSeq and is a predicted model, not a curated record. Lineage: Eukaryota; Viridiplantae; Streptophyta; Magnoliopsida; Fabales; Fabaceae.